Molecule: messenger RNA, 238 nt
Organism: Funneliformis mosseae
Lineage: Eukaryota; Fungi; Glomeromycota; Glomeromycetes; Glomerales; Glomeraceae
Source: the annotation of a GenBank genome assembly
AUGUCUGUCGCAACUAGCUCAGCUACAGGAAAUGAAAAAGUAUUUUCUAUUUUUCAAGAGAUUGCUCGACUCAGCUCGAAUCUUAAUGAAGAGAGUUUUUCAACAACAGAGAGGGUUAAAUUACGAGAAUUUUUCAUCAAAAACUCGAAUAAUAUAAAAUUUGUAUCAAAGUCUCUCGACACAAUUCCAGCUGAUAAUUAUAAUGAGAGACUCGCGCUACUGAGAGUAUUGUCGUCUG